Sphaerodactylus townsendi is the source of this 4058-nucleotide messenger RNA. Its product is annotated as zinc finger protein 271-like. The transcript is spliced from 7 exons. Gene Ontology annotation, molecular function: DNA-binding transcription factor activity, RNA polymerase II-specific; RNA polymerase II cis-regulatory region sequence-specific DNA binding. The record is from RefSeq and is a predicted model, not a curated record. NCBI's taxonomy places the organism in Eukaryota, Metazoa, Chordata, Lepidosauria, Squamata, Sphaerodactylidae. Gene Ontology annotation, biological process: regulation of transcription by RNA polymerase II. Bases 245 to 2875 code for a protein of 876 amino acids.
CGCGCACCACCGUGGGAAAGCGGGCCUUUUAUUUCCCACGGGGGUCGAGAUGAGUAGCUGCGAUAGUUCUGGUGAGUUCAGAGAUGCAGUGCAGGAAAGAGCAGGCGACGGGGGUGGUCAGUUUGCAUCAGGACUUGCGGGGUUGGUGUGGGAGAUAUAAGGCUUACUGUGCCUUACUAAAGAAAGGUCCCUGCACAUAGAAAACCAAGCCAUUCAGGCUAGGCAAAAGUCUAGCUUUCUGCAUAUGUUCCUUCCUGUGAAUCCAAAUUUGCAUCUGCAAUGGUGUAUCCCAGAUAAUAGGACUUGGAGAGAGAUCAAUGAGGAAAAUCUUCAGCAGCUAAGCCCUGCAUCAGAAGAGGUUGCGGCUUUGCUAGGAAGAUCCCAAGAAGAGCAUCUUUCCUUCCAGACUGAGGCAGCAGGUGAUGGGUGGGAGAGUGAGAAUCAGGCAAAACCAAUUCGUGUGUUGCCAGAAAGAGCUGCGUGUCAGGAGACAGAAGAAAAGCUGGAAGGUCAGGCAGUAAAUGCAACAAAGACCUGGAGGGAUGAAUCCCUUUCUUUUGAAGAAAAUGGCUUCCCAGAAAUUCAGCGAGCAAUGCACGCAAGUGAAAAUAAGAAUACAUGCACUGUGUGUGGGAAAAUAUUCAAAGAUGACUCAAACCUUAAACGACAUCAGAGAAUUCACACGGGGGAAAAACCUUAUCAGUGUUUGUACUGCGGGAAGAACUUCAGUCGGAACACAAACCUCACUUCCCAUCAGAGAAUCCACACAGGGGAGAAACCAUAUACAUGUUCCGUAUGUAGCAAGACCUUUUGUGACAAAUCCAGCCUUAACCGUCAUGAGAGAAUCCACUCUGGGGAAAGGCCAUACGAGUGCUGCGAGUGUGGGAUAAGUUUUGAUCUGAGCCAAUCCCUGAUCAGCCACCAGCGAACACACACAGGGGAGAGACCGUAUAAAUGCUCAGAAUGUGGGAAAACAUUCAACCGGAGCCAAAACCUCCUUAGCCAUCAGAGAAUCCACACAGGAGAGAAACUGUAUAAAUGCUCAGAAUGUGGGAAAAGCUUCAGCCGAAGCCAGAACCUCACACGACACCAGAGCAGCCACACAGAGGAUAAACUGUACGAAUGCUAUGAGUGUGGUAAAAGCUUCCGGCUGAGCCAGUCCCUGAUUAGCCAUCAGAGAAUUCACACUGGAGAAAAACCAUAUAUGUGCUCCCAGUGUGGGAAAAGCUUCAACCGGAGUCAAAACCUUAUUAGCCAUCAGCGAGUCCACACAGGAGAAAAACAGUACAAAUGCUUAGAGUGUGGAAAAAGUUUCAAUUGGAGCCCAGACCUCCUUCGCCAUCAGAGAAUCCACACUGGAGAGCAGCCAAAGAAAUACCUCUGGGAAGGACCGUUUAUCCACUCACUGCCAGCUUUCGACAGAACAACUCGGCAAACAAACAGCAGGCUGGAUUCUAGAAGUGGCGGAGAGUUGAGGAAGGUGAAGGAGGAGAUAGGAAGCGAAGAUGCAGUCAGCACGGAGAUUGAACGCCAACACUUCAGGCAGUUCGUUUACCAGGAGGCCGAGGGGCCUCGAGAGGUUUGCAGCCGUCUCUGGGACUUGUGCCACCAGUGGCUGAAGCCGGAGAGGCACACCAAGGAACGGAUCUUGGAGCUGCUGAUCCUGGAACAGUUCUUGAGUGUCCUGCCUCCAGAAAUGGAGAACUGGGUCAGGGAAGGUAGGCCAGAGACCUGCAGUCAGGCAGUGGCACUGGCAGAAGACUUUCUUAUGAGGCAACAAGAAGAUGGGAGACAAGAACAGAAGGGGCCGGGGAUGUUCCACGUGGUGACCGUGAAUUUUCCUGACGCAGACCGGGCAACACUGGAAAAUGCACAGAGGCAGCUCGGCAGGCAAAUCAAGGAGGAGGAUGGCGGGGAAGGUCACUCAAUGGCUGACGACGGGCCCAUGAGCGACAGCAAGGAGGCUGCUGCAUGGAAAAGUGCUGGCCCUGCAGAGCCAGGGAGAGCGGGAGAUACCGGCAGGCUUCCCGAAGGGGAAGGUGUCUCUGAGUCUCUGAAAGGGCCCCAGGCAAAUGCCCCGCAGGCAGCCGAAGGGAGCACUGCUGGAGAGAAACAGUCCUUGUGUUCUAACUGCGGUGGAAUUUUCAAUCCAAACACGGGGCUUCUUGGGCCGGACGGAGCAAAUCCUUACAAAUGUUCUGUGUGCGACAAGAGUUUCUGCCAGGUGGCGAAACUGAUUGCACACGAAAGACUCCACACAGGUGACUGGCCGUACAAGUGCUCUUUCUGCGGGAAAAGCUUCAACAGGAGCUCGGAUGUCUCCCGGCACGAGCGAAUCCACACAGGGGAGAAGCCGUUCCAGUGCACCACCUGCCAGAAGUGUUUCAGCCAGAGGUCCAAGCUGAUCGUCCAUGAGAGGUUCCACACGGGGGAUAAGCCUCACACCUGCUCGUAUUGUGGGCGGAGCUUCCACCAGAGGUCGGACCUCGUGAAACACGAGCGCAUCCAUACAGGCGAGAAGCCGUACAAGUGCUCCGAUUGCGGGGGGAGCUUCCACCGGAGCUCGGAUCUCGUCAAGCACAAGUGGAUCCACACAGGAGAGAGGCCGUACAAAUGCUCAACGUGCGAGAAGAGCUUCCGGCAGCGCUCGGCUCUCCUGUACCAUGAGAGGACCCACACAGGAGAGAAACCGUACACGUGCUCGGCCUGUGGGAAAGGCUUCAGCUGCAAAGCACACCUGGUGCUUCACAAACGGACCCACACGGGGGAGAAGCCGUACAAAUGCAAUUUCUGUGGGAAAAGCUUCACAACCAGUUCGUACUUCGUCAAGCACCAAAGGAUGCAUCUGGGGCAAGAGCCGUUACCGAUGCACUAAAUGGAGGAACACCCACAGUGGUAGAGCAGGAACACGUUAUCAGCAGGAGACUUUAUUGCCAGACUGUACCACUUCAGUCUGGGGGAUGAAUCUUUGAAUGUUACAUAUACUGUCUAAAAAUCUCUUUGCACAUGCAAAACUAGCAUUUCAGGGAGAGGGGUUCAAGUGUAGCCUUUUCCCUGACAUGGUAGGUUCCUAUAAACGGGGGUAUUUUUUUUCCUAUGGUUGUGGGAAUGUUCAAAUGUUCCUUGACCUCUGUGUCUGAAGUGGUACAGCCCGGCAUCAAUGAUGACUUCCUGAGAAAGCUUCUGCUGACUGUGAACAUUAGCUCUUACAGUUUGCAGUGACCAGAGAAGAAACACUUUCACACACACAGGAGGGAGAGAGAGAAGAAAAAAUCAAAUUGCUUUACCGGGGCGGGGGGGAUCCCAAAGAAGCUCUGCAAUUGCUUAUGUGAUGAGAAAUGGGCCCCUUCCGCACAUGCAAAAUAAUGUGUUUUCAAACCACUUUCACAACUGUUUGCAAGUGGAUUUUGCUAUUCCGCACAGCUUCAAAGAGCACCGAAAGCAGUUUGAAAGAGCAUUAUUCUGCGUGUGUGGAAUGAGCCAUGGAUAAUUUUAUCAGUAUCAAAGGCUACUUCAAAAUUUUGUAAUUAUAUUAACCUUUUCUAUUUAGAGAGCACUUUGGGACAUUCAAAAACAUUUUCCAGAAACUGUACAGCAACCCUUUACGUUAGGCCACUAUUAUCCCAAUAUUACAUAUUUUGGGCAGCUGUGAGACAGAGUGGGUGGCCUAAGGCAGCCUGGUGUGUUCAUGGCAGAGGGGAGAUUUGAACCCAAGACCUUUGGGAUCAUAGCCUAAUAUUACACCAUAUUUCACCGAGCCUGUUAAAUUUAUUAAAUGGCCACAGAGAAGUGAGCAUUUCUCAGUCUCCUGUAAUGUAGAACAACUUAGUGAAUUACUGUCUAUAUUAAUAUGAAAGUGGGUGGUUUGCAUUCACCGCCAAGCCGGGUGCACAUCAAUAAGACAGGGGUCUUUUCCUACUUGGGAGACUCUUUAGGUAUGCAUAAAAAUAUGGCUUUGUAAAUUAACCGAAAGAAAGAUGACAAAGGAAACCAAACAGCCCAAGGAGAAGAAGAGUUGGUUUUUAUACCCUGCUUUUCUCUACUGAAAGGAGUCUCAA